AUGCUAUUCAAUCUUUCAAAACUAUUUUACUUAUUUCUAAUCUUUCAACAAUUUCAUUUCUCAAACGCCGAUGAUGAAGUUCGUUUUAUCACAUCGGAUGGUGUAGUUUACAGUUAUGCUGUCAUCACCAGUACAAUUAAGCCAGCUACCGUCAUUGUUAGAACCUCUACAUAUACAACGACACGUGUAAGGGCCAUCACUUUGGAAAACCAUGAAGUCACAUCUACUACUGAAGAAAUUACUACUCAGGCUACUUUAGUAUCUUCUGUCGCCGCUGAAUCUCAACAACAAGCUUCAAGCUCUGUUGUCACACCAGUUACUACUUCUUCUCCUAUCGUAACCACAGUUACUUCAUCAGUUGCACAACCUGUUGCUGAUGUUUCUUCUCAAGUUCAACAAACUUCCAAUUCAUUACAAGAACAAGCUACAAAGUCUACAACGACUUUAUCCGGUUCUUCUUCUUCUUCUUCUUCUUCUUCUUCUUCUUCUUCCAGUUCCAUUGCCAACCUGGUUCAAACUCAAAAUAUGGAAGGUGUCACACGUUCAACUUCUACAUUGACUCCAUCCACUACCAUUACUAGUAUAUCUAGUUCCACCUCAACUUCCAUUCCAAGUUCUACUUAUUCAUUAGCUGCUGAACCAACUACUGAAGUUGAAGAUGGUACCUGCUUUGUUUAUUACGAUGACCCAGAUGACGAGUAUUACAGUACCGCCUACAUCACUGAUUCUUCUCAAACAGUUGAUGCGGCUACUACUUUAACAAGUACCCAAACAGUUUACGCUACCAUGACUUUAGCAUAA
Maudiozyma saulgeensis is the source of this 801-nucleotide messenger RNA. The record is from the annotation of a GenBank genome assembly. Lineage: Eukaryota; Fungi; Ascomycota; Saccharomycetes; Saccharomycetales; Saccharomycetaceae.